AUGUCGCUGAAUCACCACCACACCUGGCUUCCUCCAGGACAUCUCAGGCCGCCCGACGAUUUAUUUGACACGCAUUCCUCCGUCAAUGGUCUCUCCAGAACCCCUUCCCGCCCGCGUACGCCUCAGCUGCGGUCCCGUGCCACCUUGGAGUCCAUGCCGAGCGGCAUGUCGAUAUCAGAAAUUGACCCUGCGCCCGAAGAAGACCCUCGCAUAGUCGCAUUUAGAAACAGCUACCAGGAAAGCGAGGCCAAAAUAAAUUAUCUUUUUAGCGGCAAACCGAAGAUAUCAGACUCCAGUUUGCCGAGCGCGGAGUCUCGUGAUACCAACGCAGCGGAGGCGGGAUCUGAAUCCGCGCAACCAGCACCCCAAAUUGCGCCUCGGAAGCCGGCGAGGAAUUUGGACGAAGAUGAUUAUGAUGAAUAUGAUGAUGAGGGUGGUAGUGACUCUGGCGGCCAAGGGCCGUCACCCCCAAAAUCCAAAAGCGCGCCCACCCCCCCUGAACCAAAGCACGCGACUCAAUCACCACCAAGGCUAUCCUCACAGCCUGGUUCUGCCCCGGAAAACCCCAAAGACACGAAAAAGGAGUCAGCGGAGGAUAUCCGAAAACGAUUGGAACAAGACAAAAAGGCCACCGAGGAGGCUGCCCGUCAGAGCUUCCAUACCAUAUUCUACACCCUAGAGAAUGACCGUGAUGCGAUGCUAGACCAGCAACGCCUGGAGGAGUCUGAAAGACAAGUUGAGGCUGAGAUGUCCAGCCAAAAUAAUGCCAAUAACGAUUCCACUGCUGCUCAAGGCCCUGGACAUGGAACGCUCAGCAGCGCUAAUCUCGGCGCAUCGAGUCUAACGCUGAAGAACCUUAUUGCGCGAAUUGACAUGAAACGCCAUGAAGUACAAGCUUCUGAUGCUGAACUGAGAAGCUUGAUGAGUGAGGUUCGGAAGAACAGAAGUAAAUGGGCCAGCGAAGAGAAGAUCGGACAAGAAGAACUCUAUGAAGCCCUGGAGAAAGUUCUGAGUGAACUCAAAGCUCAAACAGAGCAUUCCAGUGCAUUUUUGACAAAGGUCAAUCGACGAGAUGCACCGGAUUAUGUUAACAUUAUCAAACGACCUAUGGAUUUGGGAACCAUGACUAAGAAGCUGAAGGCCAUCCAAUACAAAUCGAAACAAGAGUUUGUUGAUGAUCUUAAUCUCAUCUGGGCAAACUGCUUGAAAUACAAUGCCAAUCCUGAACAUUUCCUGCGCAAGCAUGCCCUCUACAUGAGGAAGGAAACGGAAAAGCUUGUGCCACUCAUUCCAGAUAUCGUUAUUAGAGACCGGGCAGAGGUUGAGGCAGAGGAACGAAGGCUUCAACUUGCUGACCUUGAUGGUGCGGAAGAGAGUGACGAUGAACCCAUCAUGUCCUCCCGAGGGCGGAAGGCUCCGGGGAAGAAAUCGAAGAAGGGCACAUCAACCACACGGACUGCGCCUGAAACUAAGUCAGAGACUACAUCAGUAACUGAUUCUCGACCUCAAGCUCAGGAACCCCCAAUUGCUCGACAGGACUCUUUCUUAGAAGGGAGCCAAAACGAUUCCUCAACACCACCCCCAGGUACUCUUACACCUUUGACCCUAAAUAAUAGCGGCCUUCACGCAACCCAGGGUGAUAGCAUGGACAUAGAUUGCAUUGGACCACCUCCUGCAGGCCAAUGUGCUGCUCUGUUAGGCCUAGGUUCCGAGUUUGAAGAUCCCGAGUUCAAGGUCUGGAAAUUAGUGACAAAGAAGGAUCGUGCUCUUGUCGCUGCUGAAAGACAUAGACUCUUUAAAGGGGAUAAAAUCAAUCCAGAGGAGCAAGCCCUUCUCAGAACAAAGCCUGGUAUGAGAAGAUGGAUUCGAAAUCGCAGAGCCACACCAGGUGAAACAGAUAAGCCUGAGGCUGCUCCCUCACAAGAGAAAGCCGAGCCUAGUGGAGAGACUCUUGCUGAAGGGAUUGAAGAAGAAGAAGAUAAAAUGCUUCCCGAUUAUUAUGAUGUGAUGUCGGCUAUUCCUGAUCUUCCUGAGCACCUCCACUGGACCGAAGAUGCUGAAGGGAAUGUCGUAGAGCACUCGGAAGAGUUCCUUCGAGUCCUUCCUAGUGGUUUAUUUACUGCUCCUGUGAGCAAAUUUUCGAAAAAGUUGGAUGCGAACGUGAGGCAAAUGCAAGAGACUAGAAAAGCUUGCUCAAAAAUCAGUAUUGUUAAGCAAAUGCAACAACAAUCUCAGAUGUACCAAAACCAAUUCCAAAAGUACCAACCUGAACGGCUCGUUGAACAAGAUAUCGCACCUCAUGUCAUGAAUGGCGAGGGUCCGGUAAUCAACCCUUGGGUCUGCAGAGCUGCACUUCAGCGAUCUAUUGGCAAGAUUCUCUAUCACACUGGUUUUGAAGAGUACCAACCCUCCGCUUUGGACGUUAUUACGGACGUUGCAUCGGACUUCUUCACCAAGAUCGGACAAACCCUUAAAUCUUAUAUGGAAGCUCCGAAAGUCCCUGUAUCGGACAACUCGUCAGAUCCGACUGGAACAUCAGAAUGGAAGCUGCCAUAUACCUCCGAGGAGAUGAUUUUGCAUACAUUGCAGGCAGUUGGCACAGACGUGGACACAUUAGAGACCUAUGUAAAGGACGAUAUAGACCGCCAUGGCGCUAAACUUGCUGUUAUCCACGAAAGAUUAAAGAACCAUCUUACGGAAUUAUUGCGCCCUGCAUUCGCUGACACUAGCGGUGACGGGUCUGGAGCUUUCAACGAUGGAAGCGAACAAUUUGUUGGGGGUGACUUUGCUGAUGACAUCGACGAAGAUUUCUUUGGAUUCAAGGAGCUUGGCUUGGACAAGGAAUUUGGUCUUGCAAGCCUUAGCGUUCCUCUACAUCUCCUUCAGAACAGGAUGUUCAACGCUCAUCAGGCUCAGAAUGCAAACUCUGCUCAAUCCGCAUCUGACUUAUUCCCUACCCCACCGCAAUACCCUAAAAUUACUCUGGAGUCCAUCCCAUCGCAAAUUGGUCUUGCGCGGAAUUUCUUCUUGGCUAAACUCCAUGCUAAUAAAGAUGAGCCCUUGGUUGAAGACUAUGAGCUACCACCCAAACAACGACCGAUGGCAGGACGGCCUCGUGUUCCCGCAUCUGGAAAGAUUCCACCACAGCCCUCAUUAGGUAUCGGAUCCAGCCCUCAGAAGCGCCCGGCACCCCCUUCUACCUCUAUCACCACCAAAGGCAUGGUUCUCGAGCCCAGCAAGAAGAAGAUUAAGAAGAGCACCGGCGCUCCAACUGGAACGUUUGGGCCUGAGGGAGCGACUGAAGAUUCAGCCCUGACUACCACUCCUAACAGCAAAGGGGUCGGGGUCGUGAAACCAAAACCAACGGAUGGAUCGAACGGCCAUGUUGGCAUGAAUGGGAGUGCUAAUGAGACCAAUGGCGUUGCCUCUGAGCCAAUAGGGAGCCAGCCCUUGAAAGGAAGUGCGUGA
Trichophyton benhamiae CBS 112371 is the source of this 3468-nucleotide messenger RNA. RefSeq lists its product as uncharacterized. Gene Ontology annotation, cellular component: SAGA complex; SLIK (SAGA-like) complex. The transcript has 4 exons. NCBI's taxonomy places the organism in Eukaryota, Fungi, Ascomycota, Eurotiomycetes, Onygenales, Arthrodermataceae. The record is from RefSeq and is a predicted model, not a curated record. Gene Ontology annotation, molecular function: structural molecule activity; protein heterodimerization activity. Gene Ontology annotation, biological process: regulation of transcription by RNA polymerase II. Bases 1 to 3468 code for a protein of 1155 amino acids.